CUUCUCCUCCAUCUCUGUGUAUAAACCCCAUCCCCUGCUCUUCUCUGGCUCCCAGAAAAGUGCCCGACCUUGACGUGCCUGUUUUUACCUCACAACAACAUGCUGAUGGUUUCCUCUCCUCUCGUUACCAAUCCAGUAAUGAACCCCACUCCCGCCAAACGAGCUCGACGCACAGCAUCGCCUUCCUCGCCUUCAUCCCAAUCGCAGACGUCUCAGAGAGAUCAUGGACCAGGAGGUCGGAACGAGUCGUUGGUCUCACCUACAAAACCGAUCCUACCUCCACCUCUCCCAUCCGCCGGACAUCACGGUCCAUCCUUUCCCUUACCGUCCAUGCCUUCGGGAAGACCUCAAAGUUGGGCACCAGGAUGGACUUCGAGCGGUUCCACACGAAGUGGACCAAUCUACGAGCCGGAGAGAGACCGAGAGCGAGAGCGGGAGCGAGAGCGAGGUGACGACCGCGGACUGGCGUCUGCGGGUGCAGGAUCCUCAAGGGUCCGUUCGAGGCAGUCCUUUGAGGCGGGAAGUCCGUCUUCCCCAACAUCUACUCAAAUGGAAAGCAUCGACGAGAACCGGACAACGGCACAGAUGGUCUUGACACGAGAUACGACAGCUCGCGCACCAAGAAGCAUCAUGGCUUGUGUCCGAUGUAGAAAACAAAAGAUGAAAUGCGACGGACCAGGCCGUAUACCGUGUAAUGGCUGUCGUGCCGCUGGCCUUCCAUGUGUCUUUGAGCCCCGGACAAGACCGAAAUCAAUAUCAACCAUUCCAUCUCCUCAUCAUCCACCCUUCUUCGCGACCAGACCCGCGACUCCCACUUCAGUCGGGGUGGCAGGCUUUUACCCUCCAGGAGCUCAGCCUGCCCCACCCGCGAUAUCUCGUGGUCCACCCGGCAGUGGAGAGUAUACUCGUUCGGCGAUAAGAGAUAUUCGCGAUCCACGAGAGCCAAUGCCUCCACCACCUGCGGCAUCUAUCAACGUUCUCACCAGUCCGUAUCCUCCAGCUCCAAGACCAUCGACCCCAGGAUCCGCCGCGGCAGCAAACGUCGCAUCAUAUCGUCCGGCCCCAGCCACCGGGCUCGCUCCACCCUACCAUAUCGCCGUGGGUCCACCGCUCACCCAGGCACCUGUUAGACCUCCCUCACCGCAUAUUGACAGUCGACUUCGAAGUGUUGAGACUGCCCUCCAUAAUUUUGGCAAUGUACCGAAUAGUCUGACGCAAAUCAAUCAAUCAUUAGCAGCUUUGCAUCGAUCUGUGGACAUGUUGGCUUCGUCAUCAUCGAACUCUUCAUCUGCUCCUCGAGCUGCCUUGGAAAUAUCUGAUGGUAUCUGGGAAGAUUAUCGGUCUAGAGCAUGGCCGCUCACACCCUGGCUGAUCGGACUGCGUGAUCGUCAUGGUUUACAGGGUCUAGUGGUCGAUUUCCUCGGCAAGCGUGUGUCCUUGGAUCGCAGUGACAGUGCAAGGAAAGCCGCAGAGGAAGCGCAGCGAGCUGUUCGCAGCGAGAUCGGCAAACUCACCAGUCAAAAUGUCGUUUGGACAAAGAACGAGAUUCGCGCAUUGGGCUUUUUCGGGACCUGGACUAAUGACUGUGCCCUUAUCUCGCUGGCGAUGGCACAGGCUCGUCUUCUAGGCUUGGACAGAAUCUGGGAUAGGCGAAGAUCCCAUGAUGAUUGGCGCGAAUGGGUCUAUCUGGCUAUAAUGGAUCAUUUAAGCCAGCUGGUCGAUUUCGAACCUCCGUUCACACACGACGUGCUUAAUGCCAGCUGGAGAGAUCGCUUGGGGCCUUCGGUUCCGGGCACGUCCGAGUCCGCCGCUAGGGAUCGUGACAGGGAUCUCAAGCUCUUGGCUUGGUUAGAGUACUGCGAGACCCUGGCAGAGGUGCAUCGAGCACAGACAGAUCUUCUUCGUUCGCCUGAAAAUCACGACGAUACGCUCGGGAGCGAUCGUCAGAUUGUCGAGCGGUCCAUUGAGAUCUGGCGGAAGUAUUCGCCUCGUUGGGAGGCUUGGGCCGGUGUAUGGGCCGUCCGGAACGAUCCGAUCUUGAGCCUGUAUCUGAACUAUGCCAUCUUGUAUACCACGUCGCCGGGAUGUCUAGCACACGAAAGUAUCUGGACGGAAUUAGCGAGAGAUCCCGAGGGAUACACUCUGUUGGAAAGAGCUCGUGACGCUGGUUUUGCGGUCAUCCAAUCCGUUUGCUCACCUGAGAUUGGGAGGACGUUGUCCUAUUCUUUCCCCCUGUUUAGACCCAUUCUCGCCCUCGCUUUCCAUCUUGUCCUCACUCUCACAACCCUGCCAUCCAAUAUUCCGCCUCUGGUCUCCGUCCCUCAUAUCCAAUCUGUCAUCCGCUCGACCCACGAUACCCUUGACAAUGCUCGUCCACCGGAGAUGUUGCCUGGUUCUGGUCUCCUGGGUGAGAUGGCAGAGCGUGGCAAUAUAUCUCUCGCAAUGGGUAUGGGCACAUGGGAUAUGAGCAGAGAGACUUGGAAACGAUUGAUCGGUUAGGUCCAUCAGUCGGAUCAUUGGGAAGUUGAUCUUUGUUCGAGCCAUCACGCCGGUCGUGCACAGGCUCAAUCCCCGUAUCAAGCUCACGUGCUGUGAGCUCUACGGGGCUUCGGUUCUCUAUAGAUGCUUGGUAAUCAUUUUCUAAAACAUGGGAACAAAUCUUCAAUUGUAUCACUAGAAUUGGGACACUAGGGAAUGCAUUGAUUCACGAACG
Molecule: messenger RNA, 2713 nt
Organism: Kockovaella imperatae
Lineage: Eukaryota; Fungi; Basidiomycota; Tremellomycetes; Tremellales; Cuniculitremaceae
Exons: 8
Coding region: 100-2499 (799 amino acids)
Biological process (GO): regulation of DNA-templated transcription
Cellular component (GO): nucleus
Molecular function (GO): zinc ion binding; transcription cis-regulatory region binding; DNA-binding transcription factor activity, RNA polymerase II-specific
Source: RefSeq, a predicted model, not a curated record